AUGCUUUAUAGGUACAAAUUUUGGAUCGCUUUACUGUUAAUAUAUACGGUUUUUGUAGAUGCAGAUGAGCAUUCCCACUUGUAUGAAGUCGGUGAGGAUGUAGUAAUAUGGGUCAAUACUGUAGGUCCACGCUCGAAUCGACAAGAAACAUACGAGUAUUUUCAAUUACCAUACUGUAAGGGAAUUCACGUUGCUGAACAUCAUCAUGAAACGUUAGGCGAAGCAUUAUUGGGUACGUACAUGUUAUAUGGGAUUACGCAAACUACACAGAGUAUGGAGCUGGUGAAUUCUGGGAUUGAGAGGAGUCUUCAAUUGUUUUUUAUUGAAUCUCUUAAUAAGAAGACAAAUUGUAGGAAAAAGAAAUUACCGAUUGUCCUAUUCAUAGAGGAUGUUAAAACUAUUUAUCAAGCAAUUUCAGCUGUAAACGAACAAAAUGCAACUAUCUGUGAGAAAGAACUAACAGCAAAAGAUGUAAAUCUUUUCCGUUACGCUGUUGUUAAUAAUUAUUGGUAUCAGAUGUUUCUUGAUGACCUGCCAAUAUGGGGAUUUGUUGGUGAAUUAGACAGUGUCUCGGGUGAUGUGUUUCUAUACACGCAUAGAGAAUUUGAAAUGAGUUAUAAUGAUGACAAGAUUGUUCAAGUGAAGCUUGAAAGUGGAAGUCCUAUAAAAUUGCAUUGGGAGACCAGGGAUAUCCCAUCACGAUUUUCAUAUUCAGUUAAAUGGGUUGAAACUCAAGAUUCGUUUGAUACAAGAUUCGAUAAACUUUUGGAUACUGAAUUUUUUGAACAUAAGAUUCAUUGGUUUUCUAUUUUCAAUUCGUUUAUCAUGGUUAUUUUUUUAGCGGGUUUUGUCAGCAUUAUAUUACUUCGCAUGUUAAAAAAAGACUACGCUAGAUAUGAUAAAGAAGAGUUACUUGGAGAUUUGGAUCAUGAUUUGGGUGAUGAAUAUGGUUGGAAACAAGUUCACGGUGACGUUUUUCGUGCUCCAAGAUCGUUAUUGCUCUUUUCAGCAUUAGUUGGAACUGGUCACCAAUUAGCAUGGUUAACGCUUGUUAUAAUUUUAUACACAAUAAUUGGAAAUUUAUACGCAGAGCGCGCUACUAUUUUGACGGCUUCAAUCUUCUUUUAUACAUUGACUUCAGUGGUUGCUGGUUAUACAAGCGCAAGCACUUAUUACGUGUACGGAGGUCGUCAUUGGAUAAAGAAUGUUCUAGUUACGGCUUCUUUAUGGCCCGGAAUUCUAAGUAUUAUCACUAUAAUAAUUAAUUCCAUUGCCAUGUAUUAUUCUAGUUCACGUGCCAUCCCUUUCACGAUUAUGUUGGCAAUGUUUGCAAUUUGGUUGUUCCUUGUGUUUCCAUUAACAUUGCUUGGAACAAUUCUUUGUCGUAAUUGGGCAAGUCGCCCAAGUUUUCCUUGUCGUGUUAAUCCUAUUCCUAGACCAAUUCCUGAAAAAAUUUGGUAUGCAGAACCGCUCAUGGUUGUAGCUUUAGGUGUAACAGCAUGUGUUACCAUAGUUAGCACAUAUAUUUUGCUUAAUGCUGAGGAUCAUCGAUGGCAUUGGAUGAGCUUUUUGACUUGUGGAUCUACUGCAAUAUAUGUUUAUUUAUAUUCUAUAUAUUAUUAUGUUAAUAGAACAAAAAUGUACGGUCUCUUUCAGACAUCAUUUUAUUUUGGAAACAUAGCUAUAGUAUGUUUUGGAUUAUUCGUUAUGUUGGGUAAGUAG
Messenger RNA from Funneliformis caledonium, 1722 nucleotides. The record is from the annotation of a GenBank genome assembly. NCBI's taxonomy places the organism in Eukaryota, Fungi, Glomeromycota, Glomeromycetes, Glomerales, Glomeraceae.